AUAUCCGAGCAGCGGGCCGCUUGGUUGGCACUAGCCGCCUCGCCUUCUUCUUCUUCUUUUUCCUCCUCCUCCUCCUCCUGCUGCAACCGCGAUGUCUUCCGCCCCGCCGCCCGCGGGCUUCGUCAGCCCCUUCGCCAGACCCCGCUGCUUGGCUGCCGCAGCCCCUGCCGGCAAAGCCAAGCUGACGCACCCGGGCAAGGCGAUCCUGGCAGGUGGCAUCGCCGGAGGUAUUGAAAUCUGCAUCACUUUCCCCACCGAAUACGUGAAAACCCAGUUGCAGCUCGACGAAAAAGCCAACCCGCCACGCUAUAAAGGCAUUGUGGACUGUGUCCGAGUGACAGUCAGGGACCAUGGGAUCAAAGGCCUUUAUCGAGGCCUCAGCUCGCUGGUCUAUGGUUCCAUCCCGAAGGCUGCUGUGAGGUUUGGCAUGUUUGAGUUCCUGAGCAACCACAUGAGAGAUGCCGAUGGAAAACUGGACAGCACACGUGGCCUUCUUGCCGGUUUGGGGGCUGGCGUGGCUGAAGCCAUAGUGGUGGUCUGCCCCAUGGAAACCGUCAAGGUGAAGUUCAUCCAUGACCAAUGUUCUCCCAACCCAAAAUACCGGGGGUUUUUUCACGGUGUACGGGAGAUCGUUCGGGAACAAGGGUUGAAAGGAACCUACCAAGGUUUAACCGCCACGGUCCUCAAACAAGGAUCUAACCAAGCCAUCCGUUUCUUUGUCAUGACGGCUCUUAGGAACUGGUACAAAGGGGACGAUCCCGACAAACAGAUUAACCCACUGGUGACGGGAGUCUUCGGUGCGCUCGCUGGGGCUGCCAGCGUCUUCGGUAACACCCCGCUAGAUGUCGUGAAGACGAGAAUGCAGGGCCUUGAAGCGCACAAGUACAAGAGCACCUUCAACUGCGCCUACCAAAUCAUGAAAUAUGAAGGACCUCUCGCGUUUUACAAGGGGACCAUUCCACGCCUGGGAAGGGUCUGCUUGGACGUAGCCAUUGUGUUCAUCAUCUACGAUGAAGUGGUCAAGGCACUCAACAAAGUGUGGAAAACGGACUGAGGGACGCUCACAGACGUGAGCCGAGGUGGGGGGUCAUCCUCCCCCACCCCAUCAGGCAACAGCUGGGACAAAAGGGGUGACCAACUGCAGAAGACAUUUGGAAGGGCGGUGUGUGCUUCUUCAUUCUUUCUCUUCUCUUGGCUGGAGGACACGAUGCCAGUCCCCAAAUCACUUUGCCACCUUUUACGAGACGUAUUUAUCGGAACGCCACUGCAGACGGAAUCUUUCUCUAGGCUUCACUGUCAUGGUCAAUGGCGCGAAACAACUGGUGGGGUCACCACGAAGGAGUCACGGACAUAAAUUCACAGGUCACCCUCAAAUAGUUUUCUUCUGGGGGAGGGUCAGCGAACAACCAGUGGGUGGUGGGGUUAAGAGUGGUUUUCUUUGGUGCUCUUGAAAAUACACAUUCUGAUUGGCUUUCUCACUUGUUCAGUUCGAGACACACCCUUCCUUUCCCC
Molecule: messenger RNA, 1512 nt
Organism: Notechis scutatus (mainland tiger snake)
Lineage: Eukaryota; Metazoa; Chordata; Lepidosauria; Squamata; Elapidae
Gene: SLC25A1
Product: solute carrier family 25 member 1
Biological process (GO): mitochondrial citrate transmembrane transport
Cellular component (GO): mitochondrion
Molecular function (GO): citrate secondary active transmembrane transporter activity
Source: RefSeq, a predicted model, not a curated record